Macaca mulatta (Rhesus monkey) is the source of this 1517-nucleotide messenger RNA. It is a transcript of the gene MOS, whose product is annotated as MOS proto-oncogene, serine/threonine kinase. Gene Ontology annotation, biological process: protein phosphorylation. NCBI's taxonomy places the organism in Eukaryota, Metazoa, Chordata, Mammalia, Primates, Cercopithecidae. The record is from RefSeq and is a predicted model, not a curated record. Gene Ontology annotation, molecular function: ATP binding; protein serine/threonine kinase activity.
AAAAAAAGUAUUUCAUUAUAGUUAAACAAAUAAUGUAAAAGAGGGGUGAGUUCUGGGGCAGCUCCAUGCUGUUUAUCUGGCAUGAGCUUGUUUUUAUAAGAAUUCACUUCAAGUGUGGAAGGGAAAUGCUUUCAUCUGAAAGGGACUGCUGUGCUUCAUUCCGGUUUCUCCCUCCAUCUGAUAAAAACUCUUGCUGAGUGACAGCACAGAUGUAGCUCAUUUGAAACAAAUGAAGGAAAAGGAGAAAAGGGAUAGGGGUGGAGCCAAGGAGUAGUCAGUCAUGUUUCCAAAGUCCCGCGGUUUCCCCUGGUCUUUUCAUUCACCCCAGCGGCCCUGGUGUCCCCCUGCAAAGUGCGAUGCCCUCGCCCCUGGCCCUACGCCCCUACCUCCCCAGCGAGUUUUCCCCGUCGGUGGACGCCCGGCCCUGCAGCAGUCCCUCAGAGCUCCCUGCGAAGCUGCUUCUGGGGGCCACUCCUCCUCGGGCCCCGCGGCUGCCGCGCCGGCUGGCUUGGUGCUCCAUUGACUGGGAGCAGGUGUGCUUGCUGCAGAGGCUGGGAGCCGGAGGGUUUGGCUCGGUGUACAAGGCGACUUACCACGGUGUUCCUGUGGCCAUAAAGCAAGUGAACAAGUGCACUAAGAACCGACUAGCAUCUCGGCGGAGUUUCUGGGCUGAGCUCAACGUAGCAAGGCUGCGCCACGAUAACAUCGUGCGCGUGGUGGCUGCCAGCACGCGCACGCCCGCGGGGUCCAACAGCCUAGGGACCAUCAUCAUGGAGUUCGGUGGCAACGUCACUUUACACCAAGUCAUCUACGGCGCCGCCGGCCACCCUGAGGGGGACGCGGGGGAGCCUCACUGCAGCACUGGAGGACCGUUAACUUUGGGAAAGUGUCUCAAGUACUCCCUAGAUGUUGUGAACGGCCUGCUCUUCCUCCACUCGCAAAGCAUUGUGCACUUGGACCUGAAGCCCGCGAACAUCUUGAUCAGUGAGCAGGAUGUCUGUAAAAUUAGUGACUUCGGUUGCUCUGAGAAGUUGGAAGAUCUGCUGUGCUUCCAGACACCCCUUUACCCCCUUGGAGGCACAUACACCCACCGCGCCCCGGAACUCCUGAAAGGAGAGGGAGUGACGCCCAAAGCCGACAUUUAUUCCUUUGCCAUCACUCUCUGGCAAAUGACUACCAAGCAGGCGCCCUAUUCGGGGGAGCGGCAGCACAUACUGUACGCAGUGGUGGCCUACGACCUGCGCCCGUCCCUCUCCGCUGCCGUCUUCCAGGACUCGCUCCCCGGGCAGCGCCUUGGGGACGUCAUCCGGCGCUGCUGGAGACCCAGCGCGGCGCAGAGGCCGAGCGCGCGGCUGCUUUUGGUGGAUCUCACCUCUUUGAAAGCUGAAUUCGGCUGACUGAAAACCUGCGUCAAGAUAAGCUUGUGUCUGUUUCUGUUUGUUUUUAAAGGAAGUGGAGAUGUCGAAGAAAACAUAUUUGUGGGAUGGAGUUUUAGAAAAUAAAGUUACUAAAAACUC